Messenger RNA from Seminavis robusta, 627 nucleotides. NCBI's taxonomy places the organism in Eukaryota, Bacillariophyta, Bacillariophyceae, Naviculales, Naviculaceae. The record is from the annotation of a GenBank genome assembly.
AUGGCAGCGUCAAAGAGUCGAUCAGCAGAGAAUCUGGAGGCUCUGCCACCAGACUAUAAACCGGGGGAAAACGAAGUGAUUUGCGUUCGUGGAAGAGUGUCACAAAAGCAUCCUGGGAAUAUUAAGCUUCGCGAGAUUGUUGUUGGACAAUACUUGAAACGAUACACCGAGUGUGCAUCCAAAUUCGAGAAGUCGUUGAUGGUGACUGAAAUCGUUCAGCAUAUGAAAGACAGAAGCACGGUUGGUGCCUUUGUAAGGAAGAUUGGAGAUCGAUGGUACAAAGCCCCAGAACAGCUUGCCCGCGAAAAAGUUGGUCAGCUAUUGCGGAACCUUAACCCAGAAAAGUACAAGUCGAGCAAUAAGGCAAAGAAAGCAAAACGUCAAGCGGAUGAGUAUCUAUAUGACGAGGGGGUUGACCAUAUGAUGGGCCAGCUAGGGUACACCGACAUCUCGAAACGGGUCGGUGAACUCACUGCCAACGCAAAGACGGACGACGACUUUCAAGCCGCCUUCAAUGCAGCAAAUUCAGAGCUUCUCAACCAGCUCAAGAAGAAUACACCGAAGAAUGACGACGAGACCAAUGACAAAAAGCCUCCGCCAAACCCCGACUUCCCGCCAGGACGAUAG